Nothobranchius furzeri (turquoise killifish) is the source of this 4458-nucleotide messenger RNA. RefSeq names its product amyloid beta precursor protein binding family B member 2 (gene apbb2a). The record is from RefSeq and is a predicted model, not a curated record. Gene Ontology annotation, molecular function: amyloid-beta binding; transcription factor binding. Gene Ontology annotation, cellular component: cytoplasm; nucleus. NCBI's taxonomy places the organism in Eukaryota, Metazoa, Chordata, Actinopteri, Cyprinodontiformes, Nothobranchiidae. Gene Ontology annotation, biological process: regulation of DNA-templated transcription.
GCGCAGAAAGACGGCGCAGCCGCGCAGCUCGGCCGCCAGCAGCGAGAAGCGAGCCGGGCGGGCUGGGAGGGCUUGGCAAUGCGAUCUGAUGCGGGCUACCGCCUCAAGCUACAGCUCCACCGGCGGACUGACACUUAACAGCAGACGCUGACUUCUGCUCGUCACCAACCGCCCGGUCGUCGUGGGGAAAGGGAGGCGCGGAGGCUGAGCGCUCCAUCUUUGAGGUGUAUUUCCAGUCUGACAUGAUGUCAGCACAAACUCCUCCUCUCUCCCGCUCUGGCUCCUCCCCAUCAACGGGGGGUCUCGCGAACCGCAACGGACCCUCUGCAACCCCUCCCACCUCUCUGAGUCUUCGCUCGUCAUACAACCAGCUGCUUGGACGCGAUGUCAUCAAGGAGUCCAUGGAAACAGGAAGUUCGGCCACCUUGCCAAAGAGCCGUCAGAGGUACGCCAUGACCAGCGUGCGGAGCGCCAUGGGGAUAAGUGACAACCUGGCUUUGUCUUCUAAAUACCAACCUGUAACCAGAGGUAGAGGCCUCCCAACCAAGUCCUCCUCUAGUUCUGCCCUCUACUCCUCCUCUUUCACCUCAUCCUCCUCCAUCUCCAACUCAACCAACCCCAAACUGGCCAAGAAUGGAGCCAACAUGCAGAGACGGGCGGAGAGCCAGCAGCUGGAGCUGAGCAGAGCCAAUACAGUGGACAAAAUUCACAACGAUCUCCUCAAUAACCCUGCUUCUGACUGGCUAGAGUUUGGAAAGGACAACUCACAGUUGCCUCCAUUUCGCAGAAGGACCAAGAGCUUCUUGGACUACCAUGGCAAGGGUUGGGAUCUGGACCCUAGCUGUGAAAAGAAAGAGGAGGAGAAGCAGCAGCAUAAGCCCUCCUCAGAGAAGAAGCAGGACAGUCCAGCUAAAGAGAGAGAGAGCCAGAAGGAGAAGGACAGCAGCAAGCAGAACUGCAAUGAGGAGAAGGAAGAUGUGGAGCCUGUGGUAGAGGAUGAGGAAGAUGAGCCCACACCAACACCAAGACAACCCCUGUUACCAGUGGUGGUUGAAGCUCCUCUUUCCUCCACCUCCUCUUCUUCUACUAACAGCCCAGAGUGGGUAUCAGACAACCACCUCCAGAACCAAGGUCCAGCACCAAUCAGGGAGGAGCUAAGCACCGAAGUUCACGCGAGUCCACGUAGUCCUGCAAAGCCCGGCCGAAGCGCCCAGCCUCGGGUCAUCAAAGUGGAGCUGCACCCCAACAACGAGAACCAGUUCCUGCAGCAGUACCCACCGUUCUCCCCCAAACAGACAAGAGCUGCUGAACGAAACACCCCAGGUAGAAACAACGGCCCCCCCACCCAGCCAGAUCCAGAGCGUGGUGCCCCUAAAGUGGGAUUGAGGAUGGAGCUGACUCCCGACACUCCUUCAGAGGACGAAGACUCCAGCUGGACCACCCUGUCUCAAGAGUCCUCGUCUCCACAGUCUCCACGGGACACAGCAGAUGUGUGGGUAGAAGGAGACCUGCCCCCAGGCUGGCGGGAGAUCUCAGACUCAUCAGAAGUCUAUUUCUGGCACGUUCCUACUGGCACCACGCAGUACGACCGGCCUGUCGCCUCCGGAAACCAACAAACCGCCUCCGGCAGUGAACCAGAUCCCGAUCCUGACCCACUAAAAGUUACUCAGGAGUCUCUGAAGCUGCCGAACGAGUCAUCCCUUUGUCCCCUCCAGCGCCCCAGCAGCUUGAUAUCUGACAGCUCGGUGGAGCCAGUCCCCUCCCCCUAUGCUUCCUCCCUCUCCUCUUCCUCCUCUACACCCUCUAAAGUUAUCCCUUCCCCUGGUCAAAGCCUCAGCGCCAACACCUCCUGCACUGCCCAAGAGCUGAAGGAUUAUCCAGUGUAUCCAGACCCCAGUCUGAAGGCGUUUGAAGGAGCUACCCUCCGAUACGCCUCUCUGAAGCUCAAUCCUCCAGCUCAGUUAGAGACUGUGGACCUCAACAGCACAUUUUCUGACCCAGAAGCGAUGUCGUUUCCAGUUCGAUCUCUGGGUUGGGUGGAGAUGGCGGAGAGGGACCUGUGUGAGGGGAGAAGCAGUGUGGCGGUGCACCACUGUAUCAGACAGCUGUCCUACUGCAGGAGGGACAUCAGAGACUCAGCCGGGGUCUGGGGAGAGGGUAAAGGUAUGCUUUUAGUGCUUCAGGAUCGCAUGUUGACCCUGGUUGACCCAGAUGACCUCAGCUUGCUCCACUCUCAGCCAAUCAGCAGCAUCCGUGUGUGGGGCGUUGGUCGCGACCACGACAGGGACUUUGCCUAUGUGGCCAGAGACAAAAACACUCGGGUGCUGAAGUGCCACGUGUUUCGAUGUGAUACUCCUGCUGCCGCCAUCGCCACAAGUCUCCACGAAAUCUGUUCCAAGAUUAUGGCUGAAAGAAAAAGUGCUAAGGCUGUAGCUGGCAGCUCCUCCCAGAACGGCUCUGAUGUACCUCUACAAGAGUUUCCCAUGCCAAAGACUGAACUGGUGCAGAAGUUCCACGUGCUGUAUCUGGGAGAGACAUCCGUCUCUCGCCCCAUAGGUAUGGACAUCAUAAAUGGGGCCAUAGAAAAUCUCUUGGCCUCCACAGGUAAAGAGGACUGGACUCCUGUCGUACUGAGCAUCGCUGACACCACAGUGGCCGUCAUCAAAGAAAAGGAGGAAGAGGAGGAGGUGCUGGUGGAGUGCCGGGUUCGUUUCCUGUCCUUUAUGGGCGUGGGACGGGACGUGCAUACGUUCGCCUUCAUUAUGGACACCGGGAACCAGCAUUUCCAGUGUCAUGUGUUCUGGUGUGACCCUAACGCAGGCCUAGUCUCAGAAGCUGUGCAGGCGGCUUGUAUGCUCCGGUACCAGAAGUGUUUGGUGGCACGGCCGCCCUCUCAGCGUGCCGGCUCGUCCUCGUCUCCCUCUGCGGACUCAGUAACCCGCCGGGUCACCACCAGCGUAAAACGCAGCGUCCAGUCUCUCAUAGACACUUUGAAACCCAAGAAACAGCCAUCUGAACUUCCCCAGCAAUGACCACUGACUGACUGCACCGCACUCUACACCGUCACCACUACGACACUUAACCAGUACCAGCCAUGGUACCAGCCAUGUAUAUAGAAUAUACCAAACAUCACCACUGAUCAAGAAAUGCCUGAUGAUGCUUAAAGAAUUAAGGGAAAGCGGGAAUCAGUGGUCGACCUUUGACCCUUGAAUGCCGGUUUGUCCAAGCGGAUCUUUACACUAGAUGGAAUACUACUUAGAAGAUCCAGAAGGAACACGCCUCUCAAACUGGUUAUCGAGCAAGUUACCAGGUUCAUCUCCAUUUUUCCUCCCAGACUGGAUGAGCUGCAGCAGACUUCCAGGACAAAGAAAGAAAGGAGGUUUUCACUGUUAUGAGAAAUUUCACAAGUGAAUGACUUGACUCGUGCAAAACCGAACGCGAGUACCAACAACAGCCUGCAGCUGCUCCACUAAAGACUUCAGAUGUUUUGAAGCCUUCAUUGUGACACGAGACAAAAGCUUCUUUUAAGACGAGUGAAGUCAUUGUAAUAAUGAAUUGUAUGUAAAUGAUUGUAUGAAGAGAAAAAACAGAGCACAAGUUUUGUAGAUACAGACUGGUGGCGAGAUCUGAUUAGUGGGGUUUGCUUUUGCAUGUUUUCCUGAUAGGAGGGGUUGUGAUUAACGCCGAUUAGUUCUUGGUGAGCAGACGAGAAGAUGCGAGCUCUCAGAAGGACUCAUUUUCACUCAUCCAUGACUAGAUUUACACGGGCACACGAACAAUGCCCAACCGUGUUCCCGACUCAUGACCAAGUGGAAAAGAACGGCCGAGUGUGGAAAAUAUUAAUGAUGGUUACUGGUUCAUUCUUAUUUUAGUCGAGAAGUAAACAAUAGUUUUUAAUGCAUUUUGAUGCUUAAGAUUGUAAUUUAUUUUUUAAGGUAGGGGUAAAAAAAAAAGACUUUUAAAGCUGAAGAAUGUCGAGAUGCUUCUGUCUAAACUUGAUAAAUUCCUCAGGAGUUUUUAUGCAGAUACCCAGGAUUGCAAGAGAUGCAAGGAAUUCCAAACCCAGGCGGGUAGAAGUGAAGCGCCUGUGGCCAAAAUGCUCAACAGCACCAUAAGUGGCCAGGAAAAGAACGAGUGUGAGGAUUCUGUGUUUUCUCAUCCUCAGAAAGCCCAACCUGUGUACUCUCACUCACAAUAAUAAUCCACGUCCAAACCCACAAAGAAACACGAAUAGCAGUCAGAUGAAGAAAAAAACAAGAAUGCUGUUAAAAGUUUUGACAAAGCUCCUACAGCUGGAGCCUCCACCUGCACUCGGCGUCAACUCUGUGGAUGCGGUUAAUUCAAAGUGAACUUUUAACAAAGCGAUGCGAAACUUCUCAUUUCUGUUUGUCACCCAUCUCUUCACCAUGUAAAUGUAAUCUGUUGUGACAAUAAAUGCAUUGCCAAAAAGGGUCUGCA